Messenger RNA from Plasmopara halstedii, 2124 nucleotides. RefSeq names its product interferon-induced gtp-binding protein mx. NCBI's taxonomy places the organism in Eukaryota, Oomycota, Peronosporomycetes, Peronosporales, Peronosporaceae. Gene Ontology annotation, cellular component: microtubule; membrane; cytoplasm. The record is from RefSeq and is a predicted model, not a curated record. Gene Ontology annotation, molecular function: microtubule binding; GTPase activity; GTP binding. Bases 1 to 2124 code for a protein of 707 amino acids. The transcript has a single exon.
AUGACUCGAUCUUCAAGAAACGGACUGUUUACUCAUGUCAAAGCUCAAGAGGAGCGAAAACUCGUUGAUAAGCUUCGCGACAUUGGUCUCGGACAGUACAUUGAGUUGCCACAGAUUGCAGUCAUGGGUGACACUUCGAGUGGAAAAUCGUCGCUUUUGUCAGCACUGUCAGGCGUGGCCUUCCCAUCGAAUAACCAGCUUACGACGAGAUGUCCUACACAGCUCGUGCUGACUCGCGCUGAUACUUUUCAGGGUACCGUGAAGCUUGUGCGAUUUGAGUCGAGCGAUAAUGAUGAGAAUAACGAGGCGGAAGAUUUGAAAAGGAUGGAGGAUGUUCCCGAUGCGAUCACUAAACUUACUCAAAAACUUGUAGAUGAAGGCCAGUAUAUUAGUGACGACCAGAUUGUGAUUGAAAUGUGUGGACCUGAGUUACCCGAUCUGACACUCACAGAUUUGCCGGGAUUAGUGCGUACUGUUGGAGAUCAUGAAGACCAAAGUAUCAUUUCAAGGGUUCGUGAGAUGGUAAAUCGAUAUAUGAAACAGGAGCGAACUGUCAUAAUUGCUGUAGUACCAGCCAAUGUGGAUAUGCACAAUACCGAAAUUCUUCAAGCGGCUCAAGAAGCUGAUCCGACUGGUACACGUACGAUUGCAGUAGUGACAAAGAUGGAUCUGGUCGAUGGUGGUGCUGAGUCAGCAGUACACGAUCUAUUGCUUAACAAGAAGAAAAAAAUGCGUCUAGGCUAUCAUGCAGUCAAGUGUCGUAAUCAACGUGAGUUGACAGAGGGGGCGAGUAUCGAAAAAGGGCUGGAAAAUGAAAUUAGUUUUUUUAGUCGGCACGAAUACUGGCGCCGACUGCCCUCCCAUUUAUGGGGUAUCGCUACUUUAACUGAUCGACUAGUUUUGAUCCUGCAGGACAAUAUUCGACGUUCAUUGCCAAAAGUCAUUGAAGAGAUUAAUUGUCGAAUGGCUGAGACACAAAAAUCGUUAGCGAGCUUGGGUACAGCACUGGAGACGCCUGGUGCUCAACGACAGCAAUUUGGUAGAUGGAUUGAUCAGUAUCUUCGCUUAAUGGAAGCAGCAAUGGAAGGACGGUAUGAGUUAUUGCCAGUGUCGUCAUCAAUGAUUUCACAAAUUACGAAUGUGGAAAAUACUCGACUUCGAGCGGUACUUCGUGUCGAGGAAGGCGUUUUUCGCGAGGCAAUCAACGAGUCCAAAAAUCAUGCUACUGGAAUCAAUAAAAAUAAAUCUCAAGAAGAAGUUGCGAUAGGAGAUGCAGUAGAGGUUUGUCUCGAUAAUGUGUGGCAAAGUGGACGUGUGACAGAUGUCAAUGAGUCCAAAAUUUGGUGUAAGCUAUCUGACCAGUGGAUUCAUGCUCAAUAUUGGCGAUAUGAUGAGUGGGCAGAAUUGAAGCAGUUUAUUCGCGAAAAUCGUGGCGAUGAGCUUGCGAUUUUCACGUCGUACCAAGUAUUUUGCAAUUUGAUUCGACAAUGUGUCGACAAGUGGCGCCCACCAGCUGAAAAACUCUUGGUGUCGUAUCAAGCUCAGACAAAGAUGGUGUCAGAUUUUGUGUCGAUUAAAAUCGACGCAUCUAGACGAGUCGUACAAUUUCUUCGAAGUUCGGCGGAUGAUGUACUUAAUAGUGUUGUCGAAGCUGCUAAUCAAGAGGUUGAAAAUUUGUUGCGAGCAGAAGGGAGACCAUAUACGCAAGACGCACGUUUAUUUGAGGAGAUUUACGAACAACGACUGGAAGCUCUUCAAAAGCAAUUAAAUACAACUGUGCCAGUUGGAGAAGAUGGAAGAGUUAAUCUUUCUGAGGUCUUAAAAGCUAUCAAGUCGGCGGCUUUAUCGACAGAAGAUCGAGAAGCACUUGAGUUAAAGGUGGCUUUGGAAGCGUAUUUAGAUGUGGCUAUUCCUCGCUUUGUAGAUGCAAUUCCAAUGCGACUAAACGACUUUGUUCUGCGCAAGUUUGUCUCAAGAAUGUCGAGUCUACUCAACGGUCUAACGGAUGAACAGCUAGCAAGAUUGAUGCAAGAUUCGGAGCUCAAGAUCGCUGAGCGCCAGCAAUUAAGGGAAGAAUUUGCUUGUCUUGCAAGUGCAAAGAAGGAAAUUAAGCUGGUCUGCUAA